UAGCCUAAUAACUACUGCCUGUCCAGCGCAGUGGUAUGGUGAUGUCCUCCAACAUACAGUAACAAAUGGGAAUGAGAAAUAGGUAUUUCUGCAUGUUUUCUCUUCUAUAAACAGUUUGGCAUCGUGUGCGCAUUCAAUAGUAUUUUCUCAGUCAAACCUCUUUGUAACGUUAUUGCACAGAUGACUUAUUUUGUUGUCUGCAUUUCUUGAUAACUUUUUUGUAACUCAAUCAUGUAAUUAUCCAGGUUAUAAUGAGAAUGUCUCGUAAUUUAUGUAAACUGUUCAGGAGCUAUUUUAGGGAACGCGGAAAUCAUGUCAAAAUAUUCUUUCCACCACAAAUCGAUACAUUUAUUUAUUUGUUUAUUUUUGGUCUAUAAAUCAAACGUAGGCGACUGUUAUGAAGAAAUGUACUGAAAUAAAUGCUGAAUCAGAAAGCAAAGCAAAUCUUAAUGCUGCACCUCCAAGUUAACCAAAAGAGGCUAUUUGUCAGAGGCAGCGGUGUCGGAGUAGUCCGAUCGGUCGUCUCCUGUCACCAGCUGAGUUCUAGUAAAGAGGUGUCUCGAUUGGUAAAAAGGUUCUGUGAAUGAAAACAUGUCUCUUCGCUCCUCCAGACACAAAUAUGGCAUCUGAAGCUUCCUCCCGUCACGGACUGCGUCACUGGAAGAGCGCGUCGGAGCAAGAUGUGGAAGGAGGUGAUGAGCAGUGUCCCGUGGUUAGGGGGCGUCCUUCUCAAGAGAAACGGCUGCGCGCUUUCUAUUCGCUGAAACUAUAGGUGUGUCAGGGGGUGUGCGUCUUUUCUGUCAGUCAUGAGGUCACUUCCUGCGCGUGUGAGCUCAUGGCUCUGCUUUGUAUGGACCUGGUGGGGGAUUUUUGACAGCAGCAGCGUUGUUGAGGAAUCAAACAAGGACGUAGUCGGGGACUAUUUUGCCCUCCUCGCUCCUUUGUCGUUAUUGCACCGACAGCUUCUCAACCCAGCCCGAUUUUUGAGGAUAUGACGAUUUCGGAUUUGGCUAGUUAUUGUGAGUCUGAUGAGUGAGAAUACCGGCAGCCCGCUCCUCCACCACGAUGGUCGACAUGGAGAGCCACUACCACCCCCCUUCCCCCCUGGAGGACUCAGUGCUGGGCAGUCCCCUGUGCGGUAAUGACGACUUCAUGGGAGGGAUGGAGGAGCUACAGGACAUCUCCCAGACCAUUGAUAAUGAUGCGCUCAGUUCCUUUGAUUUACCAGAAUGCCAGUCCUCCAGCAAUGGCUCUGAAGGUUCCACUGUCCUAGAUGCCCUGACACCAGCGUCCAGCCCCUCAUCAGUUGUGUAUGGGAUGGCAGCGGGCCAGGAGGAGUUCUCAUCUUCCUCCUCAUCCCUCAGUCUGGAGUGUCGAGUGUGUGCUGACCGUGCCUCAGGCUACCACUAUGGGGUCCAUGCCUGUGAGGGCUGCAAGGGUUUUUUUCGGCGUACCAUCCGUCUGAAGCUGGAAUAUGACAAAUGCGAGCGACACUGCAAGAUCCAAAAGAAAAAUCGCAACAAGUGCCAAUACUGCCGCUUCCAGAAGUGCCUGUUGGUGGGAAUGUCCCACAACGCGAUCCGUUUUGGUCGGAUGCCCCAGUCAGAGAAGCUAAAGCUGAAGGCUGAGAUGGUCACAGGGGACAGGGAGGUGGAAGACCCCCAGCUAGCUGACCAGAAGACACUGGCCAGACAUAUUUAUGAGGCCUACCUCAAGAAUUUCAACAUGAACAAGGCCAAGGCUCGGACUGUUCUCACCGGCAAGACCAGCACCCCUCCUUUCGUCAUCCAUGACAUGGAGACCCUCCAACUGGCAGAGCAGACGCUGGUGGCCAAGAUGGUCAGCUCCGAGGGGGCGUUGAAGGGCAGGGAGGCAGAAGUUCGGAUUUUCCACUGUUGCCAGUGCACAUCAGUGGAAACUGUCACCGAGCUCACUGAGUUUGCAAAGUCCGUCCCUGGAUUCUCAAGCCUGGACCUCAACGAUCAGGUGACUCUUUUGAAAUACGGAGUGCACGAGGCCCUCUUUGCCAUGCUUGCCUCCAGUAUGAAUAAGGACGGGCUUCUUGUAGCAUACGGCUCAGGCUUCAUCACCCGAGAAUUCCUCAAGAGCCUGCGGCGGCCGUUCAGUGACAUGAUGGAGCCAAAGUUCCAGUUUGCCAUGAAAUUUAACGCCCUUGAGUUGGACGACAGUGACAUGGCUCUCUUUGUGGCCAUUAUCAUCUGCUGUGGAGACCGACCAGGCCUGGUGAAUGUGGCACACAUUGAGCAAAUGCAGGAGAACAUUGUGCAGGUCCUACACCUCCAUCUGCUGGCCAAUCACCCUGACAACAUAUUCCUCUUCCCCAAGCUGCUUCAGAAACUGGCUGACCUCCGGCAGCUAGUCACCGAGCACGCACAGCUGGUGCAGGAAAUCAAAAAGACAGAGGACACCUCACUGCACCCACUCCUGCAGGAGAUCUAUAGAGACAUGUACUGAGAAUUGUGGAGGAAUAACCGGGAGAGAUACACUAUCAAUUAGCUCUUUUUUUUCAUAGAUAGAAGAAGAGCUCUCUAGGAUUGAACCACUUAAACACCCCCUAAUCUAUGAGCUCUGGCUUCUGGUCAGUGAGGUCAAGAGAUCCUGUUUAAGCCCAAGCAAAAAACUGAUGAUUCUCUUGGUUUGACAAAGCGCUCUCUAGUCCAGUGUGUGGACCUUCCCACACAAAAAAGUAUUGUAUGCAAAGAUGUGAAGUACCAUUGAUUGAGCCCCUUUGUAGGCACCAGUAUGUGCAAUCUCUGACCAAGCCUUUGGAUAAAAACUCUUAAUGCUCAUUUGAAAUCUUUGAGGUGACCUCCUUGGUUAUCCCUAGUCUGACCAUUGAACAAGACCUAAAAGGAGGAAGGAAGGUGAUGAUAGUUGCCACUCCAGCGGUAUAUUUUUAAGUAGAUUUUUAUACUGGUGUCAAAGAGAAAAGGGCCAUAUACCUUCACGGUUACCAACACCCAAAUGAUUUUUGUAGCAGAAGCAAUGUUAAGACAGUAAUGAUGCAGUUUUCAAGCAAGGCAGCUUGUCCCCAGUUGGCUAUCAAGAAAGGGUGGUGAUGGUUAUUCAUGGAGCAGCCCUCCAGCAGGUUUCUUCCCAUUUUUAUACCCACAGAUAGGACUGUGGUGUUACUAGGCUUCUUAACAUAAUCAUUUACUUGUACUGUGAGUCUUCUAAGCCAUACUAUGUUUGUAAUGAUACCGGAAAUGAGUAAUAUCUUUCAUAUUCUUUUAUCUUCUGAACAAGAUAGCGUCAGACUUGGUACAGAUUAUCAUUAUGGUAUUACUCAACUUGUUCACAAACUGUACUAGCUAUAGUAUUUUUACAGUUCAGAAUAAGCCGAAUCUUUAAGUAUAAUAAGAUAGAAGUUCUGACUACAAUGACCACUGGCACAGUUUCACUGCAUAUAUGCACCAUGAUGCAGAUCUAACGCAAACACACACCUGUGAUUUGUUAAUACUAUAACUCUCUUGAAUGCCUUUUUCACCAAACACAUGCACGGACGUUUAUUCUGUGCCCUGGUGUACCAGGGAUAACACCAAGAUAAAUAAUUUGAUCUGUUUCUUAAUUUCUCAUUCAGUGCAGCCUUGUUCCUCAAAAUGACUUCUCGUUAUUUUCUUUUCUGUCAAUUACUCAUGUUGUGUUUCUCCUGUCAGGCUUUUUUGCCUUCUGUUGUAGUUCACUGACUAUGUUUGGGCUGCAUAACACAUGUAGUUGGAUUAAGAUUCAGGGACAAUGUGCACACUUUUAAGUUGUGGCAAUAACUUCACAGCCUCAUAAAUUAAACCACUACUUUGACUAUUGUCAUCAUCAGAAGCAUUUUGGGAGAAAAAGAUUCUAUUUUGAAGACAAAGAAAACACACAAGCAUGCAGCCAUCUGUACUUAUUUAAUUUAGUAAGAUCAGGCCAGUCGGGCAUUUUAAAUGGCAAAAAGAGGAGUUUGUAGAUGUUUUUCUCAGUUAGACAAGUAUCUGGUUAUCGAUGAAGACUAAAUACACUUCCUUGUGGUAUCAUUCAUCUGUAAUGAUUACUGUGCCUGUGAAAAUGCCACUCCUGUACUUAGUUGUCAUACUGCCUUUAGUAGAAAAUGAACUUGCAACACAGAAAAUAAGGGAGUGUCAAUAAGGAAAUGGGGAAAAUGUGCAUGUUUCAUAGUUUGGAUAAUAUAUAUGUAAUCCCCAACUUCUUAUCCAGCUAACCUCCUAAAAUCAUCAUGAAUCGGAUUCACUCACCAGAAACAGACCUUGUGUUUGUAAUUAUAUCACAGUGUAUAAACAGUGGCUCAAUGGUUAGCACUUCCGCUUCACAGCAAAAAGGUUCUGGGUUCAAGCCAUGUGGCCAAGUGGGGCCUUUUCUUUCUGGAGUUUGCAUGUUCUCCCUGUGCCUGCCUGGGUGUUCUCUGGCUUCCUCCCACAGUCCAAAGACAUGCAGGUUAGAGUUACUGGUGACUCUAAAUUGACCAUACUGUAUGUGCGAUUGUCAGCUCUAGCCCCCGACAAUUCUCUACAGGUGGAAUAGCUGAUGGAUGUAUAAACAGUGAACUGUACAUAGCUGAAAUUAUCACACCGACUGCUCGCCCCCAAUUUUUUUAUUUUUUUUUUUUUGAGGUAUACAAGGUACUAAUGAUCGACUUUUGUGUUCCUUUGUUUAGUAAAUACUUUUAAAUGAAAUUUACAUUCAGUGUAGUAACUGUAUGUUUUUGCUUAAAUACCACAUAAUUGUGUUUUAAUGAACUUGGAUCAUAUUUUUAUACUAAAGUAUAUAUGGAUCACUAAAUCAGAGAGUUGUUUAUUUGAAAUGGCACAACUGGAGAGUGCAAUGUAAAUAGAUUUAAGGGUAACAGGGCAACUGGUAAUAUGAAUAUCCACAGAUCUGAAUCCCACUGGGGACAUUCCUUUUGUUAAUUGCUAUUUUUACUUACAGAACCAUUUAGGCUGCAAUAUGCAUUUGGUCAAUUUCAACUAUACUUUAUUUGUUCAAGUCAGCUCUUAUAAUUUAAACUGAAUGCAUUUGUGGGCUGUGCUGGAUGGAUAGUUGAUCAAAACUUGACCUUUGUGACCUUUGAAUACAAUGAAAAACUACAUUUAUCAUUUGAAAGGUCAAACUACAGCUCUGCACUGGUAUCCUCAUUUUAAACCCUGUUCUCAGGUUGCACAUUAAAAAGCACAAAUGGAGUAAUGAAUAUAUGCACAGAAUUUCAUCAUUAUUAUCAGAAAUACUCCGCGGUUACCUCCUCAUGAACAAAUCAACAUGUAUUUUUUUGUUCACACGUAUGUUUUUGGUCAGAUAGAGAAACUGAAUGCACUCAUUUGCCAUCACAUCACAUGCUAUUACAGUGAAGAAGAUGCAGUGCAGCAGCAACGCAAUAUACAGUAUAUUGUUUUAUAUUCCUUGUUAGGUCCUGCUUUUCACCUGUCUCGUCUCUCCUCACUCACUCACUGCUGUAUUGUACUAAUUCACCAAACAUUUUUAAUGCCACAUGUAGAUUACUGACCUCCAGGCUGCCUCAUACUUAUCAUCUUCUUAUAGAAACUCAGUCCCACAUUCAACACAGCAUGGUUUCCUCUUGAAAAUUCCUAGGACGUGGGAGUUCCCAGGUAUGCUCCGGAAUUAACCACAAGCAAUUUGUGCCUUAAUGUGUGCCUGCAUGCCAUAAAACACUAAAGAUUCAGACAAAUACUUGACUUGUGCACACACAUACUUUUAGAAUUGUAACCUGUUGGUGUCAUCAGCUAGAUGUAGCUGGCCACACAGAUGGGAAAUGAUGUCAGAGAAGAUUCAGGAAUAUAUCCUAUGUAAACUACAGCAAGGGAGGGGUUCAAAAGUGCUACUGAGGCCUCAUUUGACCGUAUAGAACAGUAACAAUGAAGGAUUUGCUUUGAAGGAAGGACGGGCUUUUAAACGGUAAACACAAAAUGAAACAUUAGAGCCAGGCCCUGGAGGAGAACUUGUGUAAAUCUGUGAUGUCUACUUACCCUUAGGAAUGUCUUUUUGUGCUGAAUUGACAAGUGAUUUUUUAACUUGUAUCAGGCAAACCUAGUCUUCCUUUGUUGAACUAGCUCAGGACAGAAACGUACUGUUCUUCUGUUUCUCUUGAUCUGAUUCUCUUAUCUCUGGAAUAAGUGUAUAGUGCUCUGCCUUACAGAAACAACACAAAUAAAUAAUAAUAAUGAAUAUUACCUUUAAUUUUAUUUUCCAAAACUGACAUAAAAAAAUGUUACCAGGAGGCAGCAGUCAUAGAAAUCAGAUAUUUGUUUGUUUAAUUUCCCUGGGAUUGAUGGAGUUUGUUUUUGUGGCUAUAGUGUCAUGCAAAGAGACAACAGAGGCUGACUUUUGAUGUGCUGGUAACGUGAACCGUGGCUUGGUAGCAAUACUGUAAAUGUUUGAUGAAUGUCUAUCUAGUCAUUUAAACAGUGAAAUAAGU
This is a messenger RNA of Monopterus albus (swamp eel), 6445 nucleotides long. RefSeq names its product peroxisome proliferator-activated receptor alpha b (gene pparab). The transcript is spliced from 7 exons. Gene Ontology annotation, cellular component: nucleus. NCBI's taxonomy places the organism in Eukaryota, Metazoa, Chordata, Actinopteri, Synbranchiformes, Synbranchidae. Gene Ontology annotation, molecular function: RNA polymerase II cis-regulatory region sequence-specific DNA binding; zinc ion binding; DNA-binding transcription repressor activity, RNA polymerase II-specific. Gene Ontology annotation, biological process: hormone-mediated signaling pathway; negative regulation of transcription by RNA polymerase II; positive regulation of transcription by RNA polymerase II. The record is from RefSeq and is a predicted model, not a curated record. Bases 1066 to 2475 code for a protein of 469 amino acids.